This is a messenger RNA of Hypoxylon fragiforme, 1734 nucleotides long. Its product is annotated as 4-coumarate-CoA ligase. Bases 1 to 1734 code for a protein of 577 amino acids. The transcript is spliced from 2 exons. Gene Ontology annotation, molecular function: medium-chain fatty acid-CoA ligase activity. The record is from RefSeq and is a predicted model, not a curated record. Gene Ontology annotation, biological process: fatty acid metabolic process. NCBI's taxonomy places the organism in Eukaryota, Fungi, Ascomycota, Sordariomycetes, Xylariales, Hypoxylaceae.
AUGGCUACACAGUCGUCGGCCGUCUUCUCCACAUCAAAUCCUCAAUUUCAGAGGGAGAGGUUAUCCUAUUUAGAAGGCCCAACAGAUCCCCCGCUAGUAGACCUGACGCUGGGCGAGCUGCUAGACCUACAAUGCCAACAACACGGCAAUCAGGAGUGCAUAGUCACGCCGUGGACGGGUGCGCGGUGGACGUACAAUGAACUCAACUACCAGAGCUCCCAAUUGGCCAAGGGGCUGCUGUCACUGGGGAUCGGUGUGGGUGACCGAGUUGGUAUCAUGGCGGGCAACUGUGAACAGUACGCUUCGGUUUUCUUUGCGGUCUCGCGAAUUGGUGGUAUAGUGGUCAUACUGAACAACACCUACACGCCACCAGAAGCAGUACAUGCACUGAAGUUCACUGACUGCAAGGUAUUCUUCACCACCAAGAAGAUCGGUCGGAUGGAGAACACCAACCUGCUCGCCGAGCUCGCCAAGGGCGGGCAAAAUCCCGCGGUCGUCAUACUACGAGGCGACUCGAGCUCCUACCCGACGUACGCGGACCUCCUCAAGCAAGGGCGCAGCAUCGACAACAACCAGCUGCACCGGCUCGGCAAGCGCGUGCUCGCGCACAACGUGUGCAACCUGCAGUUCACGAGCGGGACGACGGGGAUGCCGAAGGCGGCGAUGCUGACGCACCACAGCGUGCUCAACAACGCGCGCUUCAUCGGCGACCGCAUGCGCCUCACCCCGGACGACAUCCUCUGCUGCCCGCCCCCCAUGUUCCACUGCUUCGGCCUCGUGCUGGGGAUGAUGGCCGUCAUCACGCACGGCGCCAAGAUCGUCUACCCCGAAGAGACCUUCGACGCGCCCGCCAUCCUGCGCGCCAUCUCCGACGAGCGCUGCACCGCCGUCCACGGCGUCCCCGCCAUGUUCGACACCCUCUUCAGCCUCGCGCCGCCGCCCGGCUUCAGCUGCGAGAACCUGCGCACGGGCAUUAUCGCCGGGGCCCCGGUGCCGAGGUACCUGAUGGAGCUGCUGGUGCAGCGCUUCGGGAUGACCGAGUUCACGAGCAGCUACGGGCUGACGGAGGCGAGCCCGACGUGCUUCAACGCCUUCACCGACGACGAGAUGGAGGCGCGCCUCACGACCGUGGGCACCCUGAUGCCGCACGCGCGCGCCAAGAUCGUCGACCACGAGGGCAACAUCGUCCCCAUCGGCAGCAAGGGCGAGCUGUGCAUCGCCGGGUACCAGCUGCAGGCGGGGUACUGGAACAACUCGGAGAAGACCGCCGAGGUGAUGGUGCGCGACCCCGUCGAUGGCGUGGUGUGGCUGCACACCGGCGACGAGGCCGUGUUCGACGAGAGGGGCUACUGCUCCAUCACGGGGCGCUUCAAGGAUAUCAUAAUCAGGGGGGGCGAGAACAUCUACCCGCUCGAGAUCGAGGAGAGGCUGCGCGAGAACAAGAAGAUUGCGACGGCGAUUGUCACGGGGUUGAAAGAUGCGCAUUACGGGGAGGUGGUGGGGGCGUUUUUGGAGUUGGCGCCCGCGGAGGGGGGGAGGUUGAGCGAUCAGCAGGUCCGCGAGUGGGUGCAGCAGAAGCUGGGGCGGCACAAGGCGCCGACGCAUAUCUUUUGGCUGGGUGAGGAUGGAGUCCCGGCGACGGUGCCGCUGACGGGGAGUGGCAAGGUUAAGAAGUAUGAGAUGGCGCGCUUUGGGGAGGAGAUCUUGAGGAAGAGGAGGUUGGAGAAGCUGUGA